AUGAUAACCCACGACUUCUGGACUUUGUGGAACAUGCCCAAUUGUCUUGGGUCAAUCGACGGCAAACAUUUUGCCCUAAGAUGUCCACCCAAUAGUGGAAGUCUGUUCUUCAAUUAUAAGAAGUUCUUCAGCAUUGUUCUUAUGGCCGUUUGCGAUGCGAAAUAUUGCUUCACCCACAUUGACAUUGGAGCGUAUGGAAGCCAAAGCGACGGUGAAAUCCUUCAGGUCAGUUGUUUUGGAAAGAAACUUUUGGGAAAUAAACUUCCAACUCCUCAGCCAACAAACUUGCCGGACUCACCAGUUCAAAUCCCGCAUUACUUUGUGGGCGAUGCUGCUUUCCCGUUGGCCACAAAUCUUAUGCGACCAUAUCCCGUAACCCUUCUUCAACCAAAAGAAGAAAAUUUUAACAAAAGGCUUUCUCGCGCUCGUCGCACAAUUGAAAAUUCCUUUGGAAUAUUAGUGGCCCGUUGGCGAAUUUUGUUAACGACGUUACAUAUGCUUCCAGAAAACGCAGAGAAAAUUAUUUUAGCAUGUAUUGCUCUUCAUAAUUUUAUAAUGCUAAACAAAGAAAAUGAGGGUUAUUGUCCCACCAAUUAUGUAGAUUGUGAGGAUUCUGAUGGUCAACGGCAUGACGGAUUAUGGCGGACGGAAGUAAACACCAAUAUUCCAUCAAUAGCACCAUCGCCAAACAUUCAUCAAUAUGGUGGCAAAACAUCAACCACGAUAAGAAACAAUCUUCGUGAUUUUUUGUUUCAAAACUGA
Molecule: messenger RNA, 762 nt
Organism: Eupeodes corollae
Lineage: Eukaryota; Metazoa; Arthropoda; Insecta; Diptera; Syrphidae
Exons: 2
Coding region: 1-762 (253 amino acids)
Source: RefSeq, a predicted model, not a curated record